Molecule: messenger RNA, 3837 nt
Organism: Truncatella angustata
Lineage: Eukaryota; Fungi; Ascomycota; Sordariomycetes; Amphisphaeriales; Sporocadaceae
Exons: 4
Coding region: 1-3837 (1278 amino acids)
Source: RefSeq, a predicted model, not a curated record
AUGUCGUUGAAUGGGCUGGACAAUGCCACGGUCAGGGAGGCGCACGAGGCUGCCGUUGCUGAGCAUGGCGGAUGGUUUCUCCUAAAGUACGCCAGUCGAGAUGAGGUCGAUGUAUAUAGCCGGGGCACGGGCGGCAUCGUCGAGAUGCGCAACGCCAUUGCCAACUACGAAGAGUCCUCCCCACUCUAUGGCUUUCUCAAAUACAGACGGAGGAACGUCAUCUUGAAGUUUCAGCCCGACGGCUGCUCUAGGCUUAUACAAGCCCGCGCUACUGUACAUUUCAAUGCCGUCUGCGAACGCUUUACCCCUUACAACACGACAUUUGAGAUCACCGAGGCCAAGGAGCUGAAAGACACCAAACUUUCCGCGGCUUGCUCCCUCCAUGCCGCUUCCGGCUCUUCAUCGUCUUCCACCAGCUCGCUGCGCCGACGGCGGUUGAUGGAAAUUGCCGAGGAGGAGGAAGAGGAAGAGAGAGAACGAAAGAGACAGUCCAUUGUGCAAGAGGAAGAAAGGCCUAGCACCGCCGGCGACCAGGAGUUUCGAACUCCAUUGUCUUCUCCCGAACCGCCAGUUGUUCUCGACAAGGAACAGAUCGACUCGCCGAAAGAACCCAACUUUGCCUCUACAGCCGAGAAGCCAAGUUUCGAAGGGGUACGGCCUACGUCGCCGACAAGAUCGGAAUACGAAUCAAGAUUGUCCUCGCAGACCGCUCGCCCCGAUCUUUACAGCUACUCUUCGUAUCCCUACGGCAAGCCCCGCGUAAAGCUCGGCCCAAGACCCUCUCUUGAGUCAAACAAGAAACCGCAAACAGCGAGCAACUUUAGGCCAGUCGCCGCUCUGCCUGCUGGAUUCAAACUAGCCCCCAAGGGUCAGAAGAAGGGCAGGUCUGGGUCGCAGGAUCAAACGGCAGGAGACGAGGACCAAGACCACGAGCAGGAAACGGAAACGGAAGAGCUCGCACCCCUCAAUGCCUCGGUCACCAUUCCUGAAGCCCCGCAUGAAUCCGAAGCUGCGCUUUUGCCUCCUCGACCAAACACGAGCUCAGGGGCAUCCUUGAAGUCUAUUUCAUCUAUAGCACCUGUCAAGGAGAGCAAGAUGACCCCGGAGAAGGCAAGACUCAUGAAGGCGAUGAAGUUGAGGCAGCAGCAAAAGAAAUCUAGCCUUAUGGCAACAGAACCAUCAGCUGUGUCACUUCCACCCGGGAUGGAUAACGAGGCAAUCCCUGAAGACAAGACAGAAGACUCGAGUGCGAUAGGUGAACCUGAUGGGCAGGAGAAAGAAGACCAAUAUACGCUAGCGCAUGCUGAUUCCGCUAUCGCUGUCGACCCUCCCACGCCCAUGACUGUGGAUAUCGAAGUCAUGGAGGAUACGUUGACAGAUUCUCAUCCACCAUCACCUACAGCUGCCUCCUCUGACAUUGGAGAGUCUACCAAAGCCUCCUCAUUGUCCGAGUCGACCGAUGAGACCGUGCAAGCCACCAAAGAAGGAAAUUUCGAUGACGACGGCGAAGCUGUCGAGCAUGAUCUACAAAGUCUCGGGGAGACCCACGAAGCUGCUUUGUUGACUUCACCGGCGCUGGAUGCUGAGACACAUGAUGAUGACAAUAUCUUGGCACAAGACGAUGGGCCCCUUGCUCGGGAAUUCGACUCCAUUCCUCAGAACAGCCAGUUGCCAGCAGAAUCAAGAAAGAACGACAUGAUUCGAGAGUCGGUCGAGAUUGAUGAGCCAGCAGUCGAAACCUUGGACAUCACACCUCAAGAAGUGGUCUUGCCUCCUCCGCAAGACGACGAAGCCGCUUCGCCAAAGUCGCCGUAUGGAAUCCCGGUAUCUAGGUUCGCAAGCAACGAUAGCAAAUCGCCCACCACUCCAAGCCUGAAGUCAAGAUUCUCGACGCAUGAUCUCAAGUCUCUGCCUGAGCCUGUACCGAAUUUGCCAACGCUGGUUACGCCUCCCACUCUUGUAGCGGCGGAUUCCCAGCCACUACCAGUCAAGAAAGUAGAACGCUCCGAAGCGCUAACCAGUGAACCUUUCGAGACUGCGCAAAGCAAACCUGCAAGACGCAAUCCAUCUAUUUCACCCAUCAACACCGAGCUAGCGAGACAGACACCCGAUUCAGAGCUGCCUGACCCCCUACAUGAUGAUGAUCUCAUGGACGAGCUGCAGUCAGCUACUUUUGAGGAAGCACAGCCAAUGAGGUUUUCCAAAUCUCCAAUCACGCCUGUUUUCCCUUCCACAAGCCCGAAAAGGCCUCAAACUGUUGGUUCCAACGCGCCUCUCACACGAGCAUUCUCGAACCCAAUGCGCGGUCCUCUUCUGGCUCCUGGCGAUGUUUCGUCAAGCUCCGCCCGCAGCGUCUCAGCAGGUGGCGCAGCCUUGCUUCACAAUGUCACGCGACAGCCUUCUAGUGCCGGGCUUUCGACCAAGAAGGCAACAGGUGGCAGUAUCGCUCAGCGUAUCAAGGCCCUGCAACAGCUUUCGGGAGACGGCAGUAAAGAUGUCGACAAGACUCGUCCCAGGACAGCAGGCCCUUCAACAAGUUUCAUCAACGUCCGUCAGCCGAACGCGAGGGAUUCCUCAAAAUCACCUGUUCCAUCUUUGGCAGACCGUACCACUUCGCUCACCCGCCAGACCACUCUAGACCCAUCGAGGGAAGGAUCCCCUGAACUCUUGGGUGGUCUGCAGCCGCCCCGCUCAAGGGCUGGUUCGAUGGCCAAACGUAUGUCGAUGUUCGAGACGGGAGCUCCACCAAAUAGAGGGCGGCCUGAAUCGAUUCAAGUCACUGCUCGUAUUGUGCGCGACGGGAAUACCUCGUUCCCCAAAAGGCCUUCCAGUAAGGACCCGGUCGAAUACAACACUGCUGAUCUAAAGCAGUCGCCAUUGGUGGUGGAUCAUCUAAAAGCUGUGCCAGAGCCAGUCAGAGCAAACACGAUCGACGUCGCCAGUCUUCCUACUAUUGAGGCACCGAAAGAUACCAUUCAAGAGAGGAGGCUAUCACGCGACAGGAAGGCGUCAGUGACCGAAGACGACACUGGGAAAAAGCGACGAUCUUCCCUGAGCAUUGUUAAAGACUUUAUCAAGGAUCGUCGAUCCUCCGUCACCAGUAACAACAAGCCCACUGACAAUUUGGCUGUGCUUUCUCCAACUCCUUCUAACAAGGCACCCUCGCGACCACCGUCCGUCCACCAAACUAGUGGUGGCAGCUUGGGCCGUCGUCUAUCCAUCUCAAGCCGUCGUUCUUCCGUCAGCAAAGAGCAAGACAACUCUUCGCCACUUCUGUCGCCAACACCCACGAUUGACAACAGCUCCGACGAUACCGAUAAAGCAAGUCUUGGCGACAAAAAGUCGCAGAGCCGCACAUCACGUUUCAUGCGCCGCUUGUCCAACACGCUCGUGGCGACUCGUAAGAGCGCGGCUCCCAACACGCCAACUACUGUGCGUGAGGAGGAAGAGGUCGUACCAGACGUCUCUCCGGCCCACUCGCGCAACCCAUCGCAACCCACUCUUACUUCUUACAUGGGUGACGUCAACGUACAGUUUCCAGAUAAUCUGCUCUGGAAGCGGCGGUCAAUGUGUCUCGAUACGCAGGGCUUCCUCGUGCUCAGCCCCAUAAACAACGGCACUGAGAAGACAGGAGUCAGCACUAAGCGCUUCCAUAUGAGCGACUUCCGCACCCCCUACGUCCCAGAUGUGGACAUGCAGGAGUUGCCCAACAGUAUCUGUUUGGAUUUUGUUGGUGGAUCUGCUUUGCAACUUGCAUGUGGGGAUAGACAUGGGCAAACCCAUACACUUCACGCUCUACAAGAAGCACACCACAAACAUUCGUCCUUUGGUCAAUAA